UUCAUUUCUUUUACAUUAAAAUCUUUGUACUUUGUUCGAUAUUAACUUUGUCAUUUUUGAUAAUGAUUGAUAAUUACGUUCACGUUAUUAUGUUUAGCGAACAGCACACUAGAACUGUACAAAUACACAUGAAAUACUUUUUUUUAAGCGCAUACACUUGCUCGAUUGGACAGAUUGUUGCUGGUGAGAUAAAAAAACGUCUUUACGGCGACGCAAGACACGAACGCCGAACGCCAAAAAAUAAUGAAUAUAAUGAUUUACUUUCCGGAGUUCUACUUAUAAUUUAGAAUUUAGGCGAUAUAUAACAAUAAAAAGUCGAAAUGGCUGCAAUCGAUCAACCGGACCUUUUAUUCUUCGAUACUUUCUCCCACGACACGAGCGAGGAACUGAAUCUAGAUCUAGUGCAGUUUCCAAAGUCCGUUUAUGUGAGAGAAAUACGUAUUAUUCCUUUGGGGGCUCGUGUGGAAGGCGAUUUUCCUGGAGGUGUCCGCUUGGGAGCAACGAAUCCAACAAAAUUUCAUAUAGAUUUCUUCGUGAAUGACUUGAGCAAGCCUGGAGCAUCGACUUUUGAAGCGCUCGGGAGCUUGGACUACUGUCAGAAUGGACAGAUUCAUAUGGAGUGUGGGUCAAACUUGGACCAACCUAGGAUACCCACUGAUGGACUUGUUCUUAGAGGUUGGUAUACAACCAUCACUCUGGCAGUUUAUGGGAACCUGAGCCAAGUGAUUCCGGAAACCCCAGUUGGAGUGAACCCACCUUCAGUCCAGAGACCAUCCAUCCCCCGCGAAGUACCUACAGUGUCCAACGUACCUCCACAGGAUUGGAACCCGGAGGCUUCUAAUCCCAUACCAACCUACACUGGCUCCGCUGCUGCUAAUCCUGAUGCCUAUGGACCUAAUUAUCCUCCGGAGAACUAUGAUAAUCCCUACCGGACAGACUACUAUGACAAUGAACCUCCAAAGGACCCAAGAACCUAUCACAUGGAUGAUGAUUGGGAAAAGGACCGUCGGGGCAUGAGCCUUGAUCGUGAGGGAGAUAGAUUGCGGCGAAGUCCCCGAUCCGUAGACUUAGACAGGGAUAGAAGAGAAGGCAGAAGUCGUAGAAGAUCUCUUGAUAGAGGCCGAAGUCGGGAUUCAUCGAGACAUCGCGAUAGAAGCCGGGAUUUGGAUAGAAUGGAUAGACUCCAUUCGAGAUCUAGAAGUCGGGAGAGAGAGUAUGUUGUGAAAGGGGAAUAUCGACCACUCAGCAGGUCUAGGUCUCGAAGCAUCGAUAGGGACAGACUGCGCGGAACCUCUAACGAUCGCGACUGGGACAGAGGUUCUUAUAAAAAAGACGACUAUAGACGUCACAGAGAUUCCUCGUACGACCGAUCGCGCGGCGGAUCCUAUGAUAAGCGCUCUGGUUCUUACGACAGACGAUCGCCUUAUGACAAAAGAGCUCCUUCCUACGAAAGGAAAUUGUCUUACGAAAAACGUGGCCCGUCUUAUGAAAAAAGGCAAUCACCUAGAGCUUCGUCUUAUGAGCGCAGAGCACCGUCUUUCGAGAAGCAAGCACCUUAUGAUAAGAAGAGACAUUCACCAUACAGAAUUAGAACUUCGAGCUAUGGCAGUCGGUCCCCUAGUCGAGACGAUCCUAGAAAACGACCCAGGACUCCCCCUGGAGAAAGCAGUAGAAGACCAUUAUCACCUAGAGAAGGAGAUACCUCUAGUCCCAUUAAUUCAAUCAGGUCUGAAGAAACUGGGGACUAUGACAGGAGCGGCAAGCAAAUCCCAAGAGUUGACUUUUAUCAUCCAACCUACAGACAUAAGAAUCCGAUCAGGAGUCCUUCCGAAGAAAUCGAAAACCCUCCAUAUGUUGAACCUCAGCAUUCUAGUUUAGUUACUGUUCAGAUAGUGGAUACCUCGGCACCUAAGGUUAUUGAAUCUCCCGCGCGGAAUCCUGAGGAAGAUCGCUCGAUGGAUGCAGAGCAGUUUGAACCAAUUCUCUCUGACGAAGACAUUUGUGAUGACUUAGAAGCGCCAUACAUGGACGUUGACUAUGAUGUGAACGACUAUGAUGGUAUUGAUGAUAUAAUAAAAUAUUUCAACCCAUUCAAGAAUGAUUGGAAGAAAUACCAGCAUGUGAAUGCCGUUCAUAAACUUGCUAAUGAGAUUAAAGAUGUAAUGACAGCCAGUUUUGACGAGCUCUGCGAUGCCAGUGCUGAUCUUUUCAAGAUGUCAGAAAUGGCUAAAGCGGGAACCAAGAGGGAGCAGAAAUUCUUCUCAAAUACGUUUACUGAAAUCGAUAAUACGGCAAAAGAAGAAUGGGUUCAUCAGUGCGAACAACUGACUAUAGCUUUAUCUAAUCUUUGCAAUAAUACAGAUAUUAUAUUGAGGAUUUUCAAGAACAGCGUCCGCAUGGAAGGGUCUGAAGAAUUUACAGAUAUCUACAACCUUCUAGUGACUUUCUGCCGCAUAGGCCUGAAUUUUGAGUACGCAUUGUCACAGAAUGUAGCUACAUACAAGAUAAGACACAUGAAAUGUGGCAUCCGUUUAGCCGAAGCUCUGUUUUCACACAGGCACAGUGAGCAAGUUAUCAAAGUAUUUUUAAGCGCUGGAAUAGAUGUCCAGAUGUUACUUUUAGAAAUGUAUUCUAAAGAAUACAUGGCUUUGAGCAUACGCCUGAUGAUCUUAAAGGCGUUAAAUGCUUGUUUGUCAUCUAAAGUUGCCAUUGAGCAUUUCAUGCAAGAGGCUGUCUAUCCGAAAUUCAGCAAAAAUGAAAGUGAUAGUGACAACAAACCUAUGAAUGGCUAUCAGGCACUUAUUGCUAUUAUGCAAACAAAUCCUUUGGCAAGAAUUAAGUUUUCUAUCAGUGCUUUGAUUAAAAAGCAGAAUAUAUAUGAAUUAUUAGAGAAAUUACAUGAUUUAGUAUUGAAUUUCAAUAAGAAUGCUGCAGAAAGUAACCAAACGGAAGAUGCAGAAUUAUCGGAAAGUGACACCGACUUCAUUGUCAACUCCUUAGAGGAAGUAUUGUACAUGUAUCGUUCACAGUGCUUCCAUAUUUCUCAACCAAAGCGUUUUUUACCUGUUUCUGCUCAAUUUGAAAUCAGUAAAGACUGUUCCAACGAGACCUUGUUAGAAUUUUUCAAUAUGCAUUACAUUCUGGAAGUCUGUUUGUACUUACUGACGUGCCCUACCACUUGCAACAACUUGGUCGUCAUAAGUCCGAUACAUGACUUGAUAUAUGAGCUUGUCCAUUCACAAAAUGGUUUAAAUUUCUUAUAUAGAAACAUGGAGAUGAGCGAACUACUUUUCAAGACCUUAGCUCAACCUUACGGCCAAAAUACAGAUGAGUUCAUCUAUCCCCAUGAUUUGAGCAACUACACUGAUUUACAAAUACUUGGUCUUGAACUUGCUUAUAGACUCAAGGCGUUAUAUUAUUUGGAGUCCAUCUGCGAUUUGCAAGCCGGCAAAGUGGAUGAAAACGAAUUGAUAGAUAGACUGCAAUCUUUAUACUGCCUAAGUUUUGGAAGCAUCGGUAGAACUGCGGUCCCUGAUGUAAUCGCUAUGGGGGAUAACGCGGAAUGUCUUAUGGAAGUAUUUGAGAAAGAAUUAAAGAGUAAGAGGAGUGAUUCCUUAUCUAAACAGAAGUCACCUGCUAAAGGCUAUGCAAUUGAAUUAAUAGUAUCUGCAGUUCGGUACUCGGCCAGUGUCCCAUUUUUGAAGAAAUAUGGGAAUAGACUAGUAAAUGUUUCCAAGGAACAUGAUAGAUUUGAACCCAGCGUCUCAAGUGUUCUACAAGAAGUGAUUCCCUACUUGAAACCAGUCGAAAAGACCAAUCUCCUAACUGGAGAGGACAUGGGUGAAUGCGUAGAAAUACUAAAAACCACGUUGGAACAAGUCCCAGAUUUGCCUGGAGAAUUAAUGACCUGUCUAAGGAUUUUACGGCAUUUCUGCAUUUCGGAUUACGAAUCGAACGUAUCCAUCGCCAGCGAAUCUGCCACCGAUGAAUAUGUUGAAUUAAAAUACAAGUAUAACGUACUUCAACUGUUUUCUCUAGACGGGGUUGCGUUACUAGUUGGAGUGUUAGAUCGUUUGGCAGUUCAUUUCGAUCAACCAAGUAUGCAUACGGCAUUCUUCGCGUCAGUUAGAGGUCUUCAACUAGCCCAAAUUCUCUUGCCCUGCUUGAGGCUUUUGGACGAAAUGCUAGCACGAGUUGUCCGCUGCCGCGGCUCAAGAUUCCGUGAUUUGACCGCCGCUCCCAUGUUGCUCAAAACCUAUGGAAUUGCCAAGGCUUUCCCGGUGGGUUCAGUAGGGUAUAGGACUGCGACUAAAGCGUCAGAAGCGGCCGUGAAAGCUUUACUAGCUUACGCUCAACCGAUAGCUGACAACGCGAAGGAUGGAGACUCAAUACGUCGAGGGCCUUGGACUUCUUUAUGCUCUGAAGUGAUCUCAUACAUAACUACAGCACCUUAUACUUUUGUACCUGGCCUUUUAGUGUUUUCAGAGCUUUUACCUUUACCUCUACCGAUGCAGACGAAAACGCCUCCAACAGAAAGGGAAUUAGCUGACGCGUCAAAUGAAAGGCGCUUAUGGUCGGCGCAUCUCCAUGCUCUAUCUAAUGAUUUGACAGACAUGAUUCAAAUCAUUUGCAUGUCGACAUAUAGACCUGUCGUUCAUAUGUUACGGCGAGUGUGUGUUCAGAUAGCUGAUUUAGCUCCGAAUACAGCGGCUACCGUAGCAAGGGCUGCUGUCGGAGCAGUUAUGAGAGAACUUAAACCUGGUGAACCUGCUACGGCCAGUUCUGCACGGGUAAUGGGAUUCUUAGCUUGCUUAGUAUCGCACGCUCCAGUCAAAUGUGCGGUGUUACAUGCUAUGAACAGCGGAGGACCUAAGGCUACCGAUGUCCAGACAGCAUUAUGUGGAGUUUUAAGUCUUGCCAACGCGUCUAAUGAGCACGCAGCGGCUCAAGAAUUCGCCGCUCACGCUUUAGCGGCCUUUUGCGAUGUAGAAGUUACAUUAACACCUAUGCACGCUUCCACAGAUAUUCUCCUUGCAAAUUCCCUUCCCGGAAAGGAAGCUUUGGCUGCAUUCUUGGAUGCUUCAGCUGAUUGUUUAGAAUCCUCGACAAAAACAUGUUCAGUGUCCUUAGCAGUUCUUAGAGCGUACUUCGUAUUAACCGAGCAUCAAUACGGGUUUCUGCAGUUCCGAAAAUUUGUGACCAAGAGAAGGGAAGCUUUGGGAAAAUUCUUCAGAUGGGUAUUAGAAGGUCCUGGGGAAGAUAAGGCGGAGUGCUUGAGUUUGUACUUCGAUUUAAUAAGGAUGUUGAAGGCAGAAGAAGGUGAUGGGCCUUUAGGGCGUAAAGGGGUGUUGACGGAUGAAGAAGUGGCGGAUAUGGUGGGGUAUACGGCUAAUGAGGAAGACCAUCCUGCUUUGACGUUGGAGAAAACAUUGAAGGAGCGGUCCCAGGACGAAGACGUCUCAAUCGCCAGCCUAAUCACCUCCUGUCUCCACAAACUGAAGCCUUCAGAGGAAACCCCUGAAGUCCCGGAAACCGUCCUACCAGCCCCGGAGACUUUGGUAGCUCAGUUCGCAGCCAGGACUAUAUAUGCUAUAGGGGAGGCCAGUGAUGAGAGAUUAACGUCCAGCUAUUGGUUGAAUCUGCCUUCUGUUGGCGGGGAAGAGGAUGUUAAUGAUAAUGAGUUGGUGUGUGUGGACAUAAUGGAGAUAGCCCGUUCUUGCGUCGGAGCGGGUACCGAUGUGGCCGGCGCUGUGCGUCGUCUGGCGGGCUGUCGCGCGCAGCCCGCUCCCGCUAGGGAACCUAGGCCUCCGGUGGCAUUAUCUCGCGUCCGGCCCGAGGGCGCAGACGCGUUCCGCUCCCGACCACCCAACACGUCCCGCCCGCCGUCGCUGCACGUCGAUGAUUUCACAGCGCUCCAUCCACCGUACGGCAAACCUCAGGCACGCGGCAUGCGGCGCGGCGCGGCGCCGGACCGCGGGCGCUUCGCGUCGGCCGCGCCCGUGCACCCGGGCCACGCGGGCCACGCGGGCCACGCGGGCCACGCGGGCCACGGGGGCCACGCGGGCCACCCGCCGCACGCGGGCCACGCGCCGCACCAGGCGCCCGCGCACUACCGCCACCUUCGCGGUCGCGGCGCCUGGGAGCUGGGCGCGUCUCACUUCGGGCACUUCCCGCCCGCGCAGUAUAUGAUGAGCUCUAUGGGCUGGGGCGGAGCGCGCAUGCAGCGCGGGCCGCGCCACCGCGCGUUCCUGCGGUAACCGCGCAACCGCGACUUCUUGCGGUAACCGCGCAAACGCGACUUAUUGCGGUAACCGCGCAACCGCACCGUCGUGCGGUAACCGCGCCUUCUUCCGGUAACCGCGCCUUCCUGCCGUAACCGCGACACCACGCCUUCCUGCGGUAACCGCGCAACCGCGCCUUCCUGCGGUAACCGCGCACGGACACAUGGACAAACAUACUAAAGUUUUGACUUGAUGGCAACACUGUCAAAGUUUAUUUCGCUCGCAAUAUGUAUGUAUGUUGUGUACAGUCGAGUUCAUAAAUAUGCAAUCAUUUUUUCACCUUAUUGCAAUAUUAAGGUGAAGAAAUUGUAUACAUAUUAAUGAACCCGACUGUACAAUAAUGCGUUAUUUAAAUCAUACUAUAUUAAGUUAAAGUUGACUUAAGUAAAUCCUAAAUAAAUAAAACUGCUGAUAA
This is a messenger RNA of Cydia pomonella (codling moth), 6696 nucleotides long. RefSeq names its product protein virilizer (gene vir). The record is from RefSeq and is a predicted model, not a curated record. Gene Ontology annotation, cellular component: RNA N6-methyladenosine methyltransferase complex. NCBI's taxonomy places the organism in Eukaryota, Metazoa, Arthropoda, Insecta, Lepidoptera, Tortricidae. The transcript has 9 exons. Gene Ontology annotation, molecular function: RNA binding. The coding region runs from base 321 to 6257 and encodes 1978 amino acids.